AGUAUCAGAGGAACAGCAGUACACUUGACUUCUCUCUCCGUCUCUUUCGUAGUUUGUGGUGGUGAAAAGGCUGCAGCUGUUGAAUGGACUGAGAGGAUGUCAAACGAUAAAAGAAGCUCCUGUUGUUUUUCGGUGGAGGCUGCACUGGCUGUGGAUAUGACGUGCAAGGGAAACAUGCUUGAAGUUAUCAGGAGAGUGAUAAGAAUCUAUAUUUCAUUAGAAUUAACGUACGGACUGUCUGGACUGUACAUCCCCAAAAGUGGUCAAGAGGAGAGGAACAUCGCUGUUGUUUUAAUAGGCUGCCUCCGUCAAGUGUCUCUUAUCAUACGAAGAGACAGCAAAUAUGUGCAACUCCGUAUCGUUUGUCUUGGAAGGUUUUACAGAGAAAAGGUAGCUGUACCUUGAUGGGAGUGGGGCCGGGCUUUCCAGAUUUCACCUGCAAUGGAUGACAAGGACUCCUCUGCUGUUCUCUCCGGGGAGCGGCUCAUCUACGCCAUCACCGUCCCCCUGUCGACCUCCAUCAUCCUGGCCAACCUUGUCAUCAUCCUGGGCAUCGCCUGCAACCGCCAGCUCCACAACACGCCCAACUACCUCUUCCUCAGCCUGUUGGUGGCUGACCUGUGCACGGGCGUGGCGCUGCCUUUCAUACCAUUAAUGGGCCUGAACCGGGAGUUGAGUCUCAGCUCGUGCUUUCUGGCCCACAUCUUCCCGAACUUCCUCUUCUUGGCAUUCCUGUUCAACCUGGUCAUGGUGCAUUAUGAGCGCUACAUUUGCAUCGUCGACCCCCUGCAUUACAAUAACUUGUGGAUGCACCGCAGCUUUCCUCUGGCACUGCUUUUGGUGUGGGUGCCCCCGCUUCUGUACGCUUGUCUACCUGCUUUCGGCUGGACCAACUGGACAGGACCGGAUUGGGACGACUGUUGUUGUGCAAGUAGCCAAAAUUUCACUUCACUUUCAAACUGUUCAACCAAUGGAACCACCUGCUGCUCCUAUCGGCGAGUGUUCCCCAACGCUUUUAUAUACUUGGAGGUGUAUGGACUUGUCCUGCCUGCUAUUCUUACAAUCGCUGGCAUGACCGGCCGAGUUCUGUGGAUCACUCGAGGUCAGCUGAAGGACAUUUGUCGUCUCCAUCGUUCGGUGGAUCGGGGGAGUCAGGCCUCCGACCGGGAGCAGAGGCUGAACCUGCGCUACACUCGUUGUGUGGUGGCCGUGUCGCUGACUUUUCUGGCGUGCUGGGUCCCCUAUCUCAUCUACAUGCACGUCUGCAUCGCGUUCCUGAUCAGCGACACCAAGUGGAGCUCCACCACUCACAUUGUGCUGUCGUGCACCGGCAUCGGCAGCAUGGCCGUGGUGCCACUGGUGCUCGGCCUGGCCAACAAGCAGUACACGGAGCCGGCGUACAAACUUCUCCAGAAACUCCGAGACAGAUGGAGAAGGACGCGGGGGUCAGAGGAAGUGGCAGUCUGAGAAAAGAAUGAUUAAUAAUAGAAUAUUUAUGAGGAUAGAUUAUCUUGCUGGGGUUUCAAAUCGAGGCCAACAGAAGGAGAUUUUUCUUUUUCAACAGAAAACAUAUUUUCUUUGAUCUUUAACAAUUGAUAUGAGGGCUGCCCCUGACCAAAGAUCUUCCUCCUCAACUAGUUCAAGUCACACUUUAAUUUUCAAUCGCGUCCUCCAUUGUUUCACAAAAGUUCCACCUAGCUCAUUUUAAAAGGUUGAACAACAAUGAAGCUAUAAAUGCUGAAAAUUCUCACUAUAACAUCAUGAAGGAAGUUAAACGAAAAAACAAUCCUAUUAAGCUCCAUUUCUCUUUGUGCUGCCUGCUCUGCACAUCAGUGUAACCACUCGUAAAUCUUCUCCAUCUGUCACCCCCCCCUGCAUGCAAUGUUUACUCCCACCUCCCCCACCAGUGUUUAUCUGAAUACUGGUAUGCAAGCUGGAGAGGGGAGAUGGAUGCGUCCGCACUGCGUAAUACAUCCACAAGACGAUGAGGAGAUUAAGGCCUCAGCAAGAGCACCGGAAACAGAGACAUGAAGUGAAAACCAUGCCUCCAUCUGAAAGCUGAAAAAUAAAAAAUAAAAAUUCACAGAGA
This is a messenger RNA of Scophthalmus maximus (turbot), 2089 nucleotides long. RefSeq names its product G protein-coupled bile acid receptor 1 (gene gpbar1). Gene Ontology annotation, biological process: G protein-coupled receptor signaling pathway. Gene Ontology annotation, molecular function: G protein-coupled receptor activity. Bases 442 to 1467 code for a protein of 341 amino acids. The transcript has 3 exons. Gene Ontology annotation, cellular component: membrane. Lineage: Eukaryota; Metazoa; Chordata; Actinopteri; Pleuronectiformes; Scophthalmidae. The record is from RefSeq and is a predicted model, not a curated record.